This is a messenger RNA of Cladocopium goreaui, 1868 nucleotides long. The record is from the annotation of a GenBank genome assembly. NCBI's taxonomy places the organism in Eukaryota, Dinophyceae, Suessiales, Symbiodiniaceae.
AGCAAAGUGGGCAGUGGGAGGCUGCCUUGUCGCUCAUGCAAUGGGCACGGUCUGCACACCUUGCACCUCAUGGAGUCGUGCGGGUGCUACUGGGCUGCAUGAGGGUAGCACAACGUUGGCAAGAAGCCCUUCAGAUCCAACAAGAACUGAGAGCAUGGGAUGGGAUGACAUUUGGCUGCGUGCUGGGCGUGCUCGAAAAGAGCUGUAGUUGGCAAGUCGCUUUGAACUCCAUUCUGCCCGAUAUGCAGAAGCGAUCUGUCAGACCUGAAUCGCAUGCGUACUCAGCCCUCUUGGGUGCUUGCACAGCCUGGGCCAAAACCGGGCAGGAGGUGGAGGCUGCAGCUUGUGGGGCCAGACUGCUGCAGAGAGCUAAAGAUGCGGGAGAGGCAAAUGACGUGGUUGUUGAAGCAAUGUUGUGCCUGCUGGAGCGUCUACCUCAGGCUCAUUUCAUUUUUGACAUAUUGGGCUUGAGCGAAUGCAGUCUACGUGCUUGCGCCAUCUUCCUGAGCUCCGUAGAGACCGCUGCGAAGACCUUUGGUCUUGAGGCGGCACCCCGUGGAUAUCGAAAGAAAUUCUCAGCAAAUUACCGCAGGGAGCCCGGCUGGUUGAUGGCAAGCGCCGAUCAGCACUCUGCAAUCUGGGUGAACGGUGACAAGUUUGAGCUCAGCCCAGAGGCCAUUUGCCAUGCUGAAGCUUUGCAAAAGGCUUGGAGCGAUCUCACUCAGCUUCUGGAUGCGUCGGCCGCAGCUCCUGAUGGAUGUCGACAUCCAGGCCGAUCGGAACUCUGUGCAGUGCUGGAUUCGCUGGAUGUAGCCUGGGCCGGCUUCGAGCAUAAGUACAUUGCCGAGCUGAUCGAGAUUGAGGAACAAGCAAGACGGUUGAUCAUCAAGGCAGUAGAACUUGAGGCGAAGCUCGCAACAGUGGAGGAUGCCCCUCAAAAGGGAAAAGAAACUGUCGAACUGCAGAGAGCGCUAGUGCAGGGCAUUGCCCAUCUCAACUCUGUGGCCAACUUCCGUCGUAAGGGACGUGACGACCUGGGCUUUGACAUAUUGGAGAGUGCGUCGGAGGUGCUGAGCAAGUUUGGCUUGAGCAGUAAAGACAUCGUAGCUGCCGGUGAGGGCAAGGGCUUCGCAGCGGCAGCUAUCCAAGAUGCUGUGUCCAGAAGUGCCGGAGUGUCCAUGGCAGUUGAUGUGGUUGGCUCUUUUGAAGCGAUGCGCCGGUACUUGCGUGAAGUCAAGAAGUGUUUGGAGCGCGUUGAUCCGCACCUGUGUAACAACGUUGGCCUUGUUGCCAGGCUCGUCGACUGGGAGGAGAGCUGGGAAAUUGGCGCUCGCUAUGUUCGGCAGAGAUCUCUCUUUGAAGCCAACAACGACAUCGUUGCUGAGUUCCGAAUUGCUCAAAACCUGGCGCCUGCGUUCACAACCAUGUGCACUGAUUGCGAUGUGGAGCUCUUCCUCGUCCUUCCGAGGAUGGUGAUUUUGUGUUGCUUGGAAAAGCCGCUGGAGCCACGGGCAGGACUCUUGAGGAGUCUGCUGCCACACCGCUUCCCAGAGAAUGCCAACAGUGGCCUGGAACAGGACCCCGAGAUGGCGGCUCUGCUCGCACAAUUCAAACAGGUCAUUCAGCUGUUGGUCAGCGAAGACCGUGACUCUGCGCCCCAUGCAACGCUCGUGCGUCGUGCAGUUGCGGGUACAGCUGACGAGGUACGGCACCUUCCUCGGCCAGUGCUGGAACGAGUGGAACAUCUCAUGCGUGAUGUAGAGAAGUGGUCCCUCGAGCUCCAGCGCAAAAAUGCGGAGGCACACGGCCACGGGUGGGCCUUAAAAAGGGUGGCAGUCGGGUUCAGCGGUUUACUUUUGGUAAUUUAA